AUGUCAGCGAAACAGGUUCGCACUCAGAAGCUGCAGCCACCGGAUGAAAACAAGAACGCCAGCGGUGAAACUGUCUGGUUCGUUGAAUCGCCUCGGUCACUCUCAACUAUCGCUAAAUUCGCUACUUACCAGGCAACCUCCUUCACAGAAGCCCUGCGCGAUGAGAAGCUCGCCAACGCAGGCUCUGGCGGUGGCACUGGUAGCGGUCUGUCUACUCCCGUGGCAACCACCAAUCGACCGCCCGGUGCUGGGGAGGCAGGUAUAACCGGUACGUAUUACCACUCCGCCCCCUACUUUAUUUAUACUUAUUUUGGUAGCAGUUCUGUUUCGGACUUACUACAGCACACGAAAACUCCAUCCGUUUGUAAUACGGGACCGGUGGUGGGGCAUUUCAGGAGAAAUAAAGCAUACAAAAGUAGAAAAUAA
Molecule: messenger RNA, 426 nt
Organism: Dibothriocephalus latus
Lineage: Eukaryota; Metazoa; Platyhelminthes; Cestoda; Diphyllobothriidea; Diphyllobothriidae
Source: the annotation of a GenBank genome assembly